This is a messenger RNA of Myodes glareolus (Bank vole), 1202 nucleotides long. RefSeq names its product SGT1 assembly cochaperone of MIS12 kinetochore complex (gene Sugt1). The record is from RefSeq and is a predicted model, not a curated record. Lineage: Eukaryota; Metazoa; Chordata; Mammalia; Rodentia; Cricetidae. Gene Ontology annotation, molecular function: protein-folding chaperone binding.
UGCCCGCCCUUCGCCUCCUUUUCCGCGGCCGCCUGCUGCGCGCCUGCUGAUUGGCUGCCGAGGACGGAAGCUCUGUUGGUGUUUCUUCAGAAGUUCCCCCCCCUGGGCGGCGGCAGACCUGGUAACCAAGGUAGAAAACGCUCGGGCCGAAGCUUUAGUGGUUCUUAGGGAUGGCGGCAGCUGCAGCAGGAUCUGCGACGUCCCAGCGGUUUUUCCAGAGCUUCCCAGAUGCUCUGAUCGACGAGGACCCCCAGGCGGCGUUAGCGGAGCUGACUAAGGCUUUGGAACAGAAUUCAGACGAUGCACAGUAUUACUGUCAGAGAGCUUAUUGUCACAUUCUUCUUGGGAAAUACCGUGAUGGUAUUGCUGAUGUAAAGAAGUCUCUUGAACUCAAUCCUAAUAAUCCUACUGCUAUCCUUAGGAAAGGGAUGUGUGAGUACCAUGAGAAGGACUAUGCUUCUGCUCUAGACACUUUUGCAGAAGGACAGAAAUUAGAUAGUACAGAUGCAAACUUUGCCAUCUGGAUUAAAAGGUGCCAGGAGACUCAGAAUGGAUCAGAAUCUGAAGUGUCUGCAUCUCAGAGAACUCAGUCAAAAAUCAAGUAUGACUGGUAUCAAACGGAAUCUCAAGUAAUCAUUACACUUAUGAUCAAGAAUAUUCAGAAGAAUGAUGUAAAUGUGGAAUUUUCAGAAAAAGAGUUAUCUGCGUUGGUGAAACUCCCCUCUGGAGAAGACUACAAUUUGAAGCUGAGGUUGCUUCACCCUAUAGUACCGGAGCAGAGCACAUUUAAAGUGCUUUCAACAAAGAUUGAAAUUAAAAUGAAAAAGCCAGAGGCUGUGAGAUGGGAAAAGCUGGAGGGGCACGGGGAUGAGCCUACAACAAAGCAGUUCACAGCAGACGUGAGGAACCUGUACCCGUCGUCAUCUCAUUACACCAGGAACUGGGAUAAACUGGUGGGUGAGAUCAAAGAGGAAGAGAAGAACGAGAAGCUGGAGGGCGAUGCGGCGUUAAACAAGUUGUUUCAGCAGAUCUACUCAGAUGGUUCUGAUGAAGUGAAACGCGCCAUGAACAAAUCAUUUAUGGAGUCUGGUGGUACAGUCUUGAGCACCAACUGGUCUGAUGUAGGUAAAAGAAAAGUUGAAAUCAACCCCCCUGAUGAUAUGGAAUGGAAACAGUACUAAAUAAAUCAGUUUGCUAUUACA